UCUUUUUUUCCUAAUCCCUCAUCCCUUCCUUCCCUUCCCCCUCCCCCCUUGUUCCCCUUCCCAUAUGAACAUGGCCUUCUUAAUUCACCUGUGAAUGUUUGCUGGGCACCCACUCCCGGCUAAAGGCUAGGGAUGCUAUGAUAACAAGAUCUGUCCCUGUCCACAAGUUGCUCAUAGAGCAGAGAGGAGCAGCUCCCCAAACAUGAUGUGACCUAGCAGACCCUUGCUUUGAGGACGUGUACAAGAGGCAGCAGCCACACAGCAGAGAACCUGGUGUCCACUGCCUAAGGAAGGCCCCCAGAAAAACUGUGUUUGCACCAAGCCUUGCAAAAAGGAUAAGAUUUUCCUCCCAGGUUGACAGGAGCAUAGACAGAGGGUGUGAUGGCUGGGGCCAGCACAAUCUGCCUGCAGCUACAGGUAGGGUCAGGUUCCCUGCAGGCAGUAGGGCUUGGAGGAGACAGGAGAUUUGACAUUCUUAUAUUCCGUCAAGGGCCUCAAAGGUCCAGACAGAUUCCAGAAUCACUCAGGAGCCUCGUUCAAAACAUGGUAGGAAGCAUGUCAUGAGGGUUAGGUGGGUGCAGUGGGGGUGACACCUGCUGGCCCAUUUCAGAGGCACCAUAGAAUGUGUACCUGCAGUGGGGAGGGACAGACCUCAGGUAGGGAUUCUCAUGUUUGUGGUGUCUGCAGCAUGUCUGGAGAGGUGCUUGGUGAGGGGUUGGAUGGAAGGUCUGAAGUUCAGAGGAAAGGCCCAGGCCAACGUGCACGGAGUUGGUUGUGAGGGACUUGGGCCAAGCACCCUGAACAGGGCAGCCCCGUGUGUGGUCCAUGGCUGCUCUUCUCUGAGGAGAGGCUGGUUCUCAAGGAGGCAGAGAAAUCAUGCUGUGGACCUGGAGAGGCCGCUUGGGGAGAAGAUUUCUACUGCUCUGGAGUGCUGUGCUCAUCAUGUACCCCACCAGCCUGGCCGUCAUCUCCAUGACCUUCUCCAACUAUGUGCUGCAGCCUGUGUUUCCCAACUGCAUCCCCCCAGCCACAGCCUCCCGUGCGCUCUCCAUGGCCUGCCUGAGUGGCCUUCCCUCCCUAGUGCUCUUGACAUGGGUCAACAGCUCCAGUGUGCGGUGGGCCACACGCAUCCAGGACAUCUUCACAGGCGGGAAGCUGCUGGCCCUGUCAAUCAUCAUCGGUGUCGGCUUUGUUCAGAUCUUCCAAGGACACUUUGAGGAGCUGAGACCCAGCAAUGCCUUUGCCUUCUGGAUGACACCUUCUGUGGGUCACCUGGCCCUGGCCUUCCUCCAGGGCUCCUUUGCCUUCAGUGGCUGGAACUUCCUCAACUAUGUCACUGAGGAGCUGGUGGACCCUCGAAACAGGCCUCCCUUGCUGCCUGUGGGAACGGCUUUGGAGAGGAAGAUGAAUGCUGAUCCAGUGAUUUGCAUUUGGCCCAAACUUACACAUAUGCAUGCAACAUGGUCCCUACAGCUGAAGCCAGUGACUCCAUCUGAUGCUCAGCCAGGGGUCUGGACAGGAAACUAUUGCAGCCAAGAACCUACCUCGUGCCAUCUUCAUCUCUAUCCCUCUGGUGACCUUUGUGUACACGUUCACCAAUGUUGCCUACUUCACAGCCAUGUCCCCACAGGAGCUGCUGGCCUCCAACGCAGUGGCUGUGACCUUCGGGGAGAAGCUGCUGGGCUACUUUUCAUGGGUCAUGCCUGUCUCCGUGGCACUUUCCACUUUUGGAGGGAUCAAUGGCUACCUGUUCACCUCUUCCAGGCUGUGCUUCUCUGGAGCCCGAGAGGGGCACCUUCCCAGCCUGCUGGCCAUGAUCCAUGUCAGACACUGCACCCCUAUCCCUGCCCUCCUCGUCUGUUGUGGGGCCACAGCGGUCAUCAUGCUUGUGGGAGACACAUACACACUCAUCAACUACGUGUCCUUCAUCAACUACCUCUGCUACGGCGUCACCAUCCUGGGCCUGCUGGUGCUGCGCUGGAGGCGGCCGGCACUCCACAGAUCCAUCAAGGUGAACCUUCUCAUCCCUGUGGCAUACUUGGUGUUUUGGGCAUUCCUGCUGGUCUUCAGCUUCAUCUCGGAGCCCAUGGUCUGUGGGGUCGGCAUCAUCAUCAUCCUGACAGGGGUCCCCAUUUUCUUCCUGGGAGUGUUCUGGAGAAGCAAACCAAAGUGUGUGCACAGACUCACAGGGAUCAGGCCUCAAGAUCCAUCUGUCUGUCUGUCCUCAGAGUCCAUGACACGCUGGGGCCAGAAGCUGUGUUUCGUGGUUUAUCCUCAGGGCUCCCCUGAGGAGGAAGAAAAUGGCCCCUGCCAGCCCUCCCCACUGCCCGACAUGGACAAGCCCUUGAAGUCACAAUGAGACAUUUGUAGACAUCGAAGCAGCUGUUUUGUUUACAUGUUGUUUAUUGAG
Heterocephalus glaber (naked mole-rat) is the source of this 2410-nucleotide messenger RNA. Lineage: Eukaryota; Metazoa; Chordata; Mammalia; Rodentia; Bathyergidae. The record is from RefSeq and is a predicted model, not a curated record.